Entrophospora sp. SA101 is the source of this 474-nucleotide messenger RNA. The record is from the annotation of a GenBank genome assembly. NCBI's taxonomy places the organism in Eukaryota, Fungi, Glomeromycota, Glomeromycetes, Entrophosporales, Entrophosporaceae.
AUGAAGAAUAUGUUGGAAAAACUUGAUGAAAAAGAUGCAAACAUUUCACAUUAUAAUAAAGUUGCAGAAAAAAAAGCAACAGAGAUCAUUGAUAUUGAAAAAUCAUUAUUUGAGAUUUUUCAACAACUGAAUGAGUUUAGACCUGAUCCAAAUCUCAAUCUAAUUAUUGGACCUAAUGAGGGUAGAAGUGCUUUCAUGUUUGCUAUUGCUCUUGGCUUGGGAUGUAAUACUUUGGUUAGGAAUUUAAAUGUUUUAUAUCAUUAUGCUAAUCUGUUGAUGAAAAUAAGUUAUAUUAGAAGGUUUCUCAAGGAUAUAAGAAAUAUUUCUCAUUUUAUAAAAGAUGGACAAAAUCACGCAUCUAUAAAGAUUGAAUUAAAACAUGAUGAUGAUAAUGUGAUAAUAAUUUGUUUGAUCACAAGAGCUGAUAAUAGAACUCAAUGGACAUUAAAUGGUAAAUUUUUCCAUCUUUGGUGA